AACUUCAAAAUAUCCCCAUAUAUUAGAACUUGUAAGAAACCGCUUCCUUUCCCCCUUUCAAAAAGAUUCCAUUUUCUAUUUUCCCAGAAAACAAAAUCACCAAGCCAAGGCACCUGAGAAUUUACACAGAUAUACGCCGCAAACAAGUCACACCCCACGUUGCCAUUUUCGAAUUCGAUCUUGAUUCUCAAUUCAAAACCAAAGUCAAAAUGGAAAUGCGGGUGUGUAAGCCAUCGCUGAAAAAGCUAAGACGGGCAACCAUAAUAUUGGGAACUUCAAACAUGGUGGUGUUUCUUUUGGGUGUGUUGAUCGUGAUUCUUGCUCACUCGUCAUGCGAUUUCCAAUACUUGGUUCCCUUUGUGGCUGUUUCUUUGGGUUCUGGGUUUAGACUCGUGGUUAUGGUGCAGUGUGGACUUGCCCAAUAUGCCACUGCCCAGACGAUUCUUGACUCUCCUUCCUCUGCCAUUGUCGACAGACGGAGGAGGUACAAGACAUGGAUACGGUGGAGUCGGUUUGCAUUGGUGAUUACUGUGUUACAGUUUGUGGGUGCAAUUUAUCUUGUGUUCCAUGUUGCCAAACAUAAAUCUCAGUUUGACGAUGGAAAGUUUAAGGACUGUGUUUUAGGGAUGAUUUCAAACAGUAGCAGCUGGGGGCAAAAGUUACUGGUUUUUUUUAUGAUCAUGGUGUGCUUUGUUGGACUAGUGCAGUGUUUUACGGGACCAGAUAUUCUAAAGUGGAGAUCUUUUUAUGCAACCCAAGACAAUGCAUGGAAAGCUCACUAUCGGGAAGUAUUCGAUAAUGGCAUGCGUGAGGCUUUGUGCUGUCUGGGACGUGUCAAAUACUUGAGUAUGUCAGAGGAAGAUGAAAUUUAUUCUGUAGCAAGACUAUUGGGUGACCUUGUUGCUUAUCGUGCUUCAGGAACUGGGCAUCUGGAACUCUUGGCAGGUCUAGCCUUAUUGCAGAGGCAUAGUCAUUCCUUAAAAUCACUUGACGAUGUUGUUGAGGCACCUGAAGAACGCCUUAAGGAGGCUGCAGCUCUUCAUAAAUUUGCCGUAGCUGCUUACACGGGUCCUUUACUUGAUAUUGGAAGAAAUCCUUUAUUUUUUCCUUGUGCAUGGCUUUAUAGGCAAGGGAUUUUGACGCCCUGGACUCGUAACAGGCGGCCCAAAAUUGAUGGUGACAACUGGUGGCGAGGCCAUGCAGCAGCCUUUUUAAAAUAUGUUAAUUUAUCCCCAGAAGUACUUAGACAUGGGCGUGUUAACCAGGCAAAAUGUGAAGCUGCAUACUUCAUUGUGGUUCUGCAUCAUUUGAGAUCGGUAGUAAUUGCUAUAAGAGGAACUGAGACUGCUGAAGAUCUCAUAACUGAUGGUUUAUGUAAGGAGUGUGCCCUUUCUGCAGAUGACUUGGAUGGAUUGAUGAAUUCAAGUGAUAUUGAUCCUGUUGUGAAGUGCAGCGUGGACUCAUCUUUCCCACACUAUGGUCACUCAGGUAUAGUUGAGGCUGCACAGGAUCUUUUCAUGCAAAUUGAUGGGACUGCUUUUGACCAUGAUGCAGAGUCAAGUGGCUACCUUUCCUCAUUGCUUGGAGCUAGAUGUGAGUGUGAUGGGUAUAAUGUUCGCAUAGUGGGGCAUUCCCUUGGAGGUUCAAUUGGUGCAUUGCUAGGAAUCAAACUUUAUAGCCGAUACCCAAAUUUACAUGUCUAUGCGUAUGGGCCCCUUCCGUGUGUGGAUUCAGUUGUUGCAAAUGCUUGUUCAGACUUUGUUACAAGUACUGUAUGCAACAAUGAAUUUUCAGCUCACCUUUCAAUUGGAUCCAUCCUGAGGCUUCGUGCAGCUGCAAUUACAGCACUGUCGCAAGAUAACAAGACUGACACCACCAUGGUUUUUCAACUUGCACGCCGAUUUUUGUAUGUGAGCAACUAUCAGAGAAACAGGACUGAGGUAAAAGAUCCUGCUUCAGAUUUUUAUUCUGGGGCCAUCACAGCUGAAGAUUUCAAUCACCACAUCAAUGGAAGUCAAAUUCAGAAUCAGAAUGAUUCUCCAGUAAGCGAGGGACAGCAUCAAGGGUUUUCCCUCUGGAAUGAGGCUGACAAUAAUGAUUCUAUUAUUGAAAUCGAUGAUGGUGAAUUCACCAAUCCUAUUGCAACCACUGUAAAUACACGUGAUGACCCCAUAUCUCAGUUUAUGGAAACCGUCCCAAGAUCUGAAAAUGGGUCAGCUGGGGAUCCCCCAGAAUUGUAUUUGCCAGGCCUUAUAAUUCACAUGGUACCACAGCAAAGAAGCUCACAUACAUCUCUGUGGAAAUGCUGUACUGUGCUAGAUAAGGCACAAAGUUAUAAAGCUUACAUAGCAAACAGAGAAAGCUUCAAAGAUAUUAUUGUGUCGCCAUCUAUGUUUCUUGACCAUCUCCCUUGGAGAUGUCAUUAUGCAAUGCAAAAAGUAUUGGAAGCUCAAGGUGCCCAAGCUGUCUGAAUCUCAUUCUGUUUAAGUGUAAGUCAAUUUGGAAACUCCAGCAUAUAUUUGACAGAGCAGAAUUUCCCCCCCCCUUCUGUGGUUUUGGGAUGGUGUUGCAUGUCUGAAACCUAGAUAUGUGGAUAAAUGAAUGAAACUAAUUCAGAAAUGGCAUCUCCUGUGAUUACUUGACAGUUGACACUCAACUACCGAAAAAAGGGGGCAUUCCUUAUGUUAUUCUUGUACAUGCCUAUAGUUGGUCAACAAUCUGUAAUUCCAAGUUUUCAAAAGGUUGCAAUUGUGACCUUUUAGAAUUAAUUUGUAGAAACAUCUUCCACAUGCCUAAGUUCUUGAAGCUGUGCCACCACAAUCAACCCUAGACCCUGCAGGCAGGCUCUGCUAGUAGUUAAAUUCAAUGGUGUUAGGGAGCACAUUUUCAUGGGUUUCAUAGUUGUUUACAGCUGCAGCAUCCAAUCUUCCCUAUUGGUCGAAUAUCAAUUUUCAUGUUUUCAAUUACUAAAUUGAAAGCUAUGGAGCUUCAUUGCGGUAUGUUAUUAGUACCUGAUUUGAAAUACGAUUCUGCAAAGAAAAUCUUAAAGCAAAAGUGCAAUAGUUGGAUUAAUUCCUCUAUGAAAUUUUGGCUGGUGAGUUGUGACACAUUUUGUGCUUUUUUGUUAAACUGGUAGGAUUUGUCCCAAUUAUCUGUAUAAUGUGUGUAAAUUCUCCUUUCUGAAAUGAUAGUCAAGUUUUCCCAUGUAA
Molecule: messenger RNA, 3209 nt
Organism: Quercus robur (English oak)
Lineage: Eukaryota; Viridiplantae; Streptophyta; Magnoliopsida; Fagales; Fagaceae
Exons: 14
Coding region: 210-2471 (753 amino acids)
Biological process (GO): lipid metabolic process
Source: RefSeq, a predicted model, not a curated record